AAACCAAACCGAACCAAUCCAAUCCAAUCAAACUGCCUUGCAUCCUUGCAUGCACCGGCCUCGCCGCUUAGCUAGCCUCACAUCACCUGGCCGCGGGACCGGGGCGCGGCCGGGGGGCCGGGGCGGGAUGCAGCGCAGCUGAUCGGUCUAGCUAGCUAGUUGAUCAUGAUAGAGUCAAGCGACUAACUUCCGAGACUGACUGAAGACGAAUUUAUUAUGGCUUCUCAUCGAAUUCGCAACCCAUUACUCCGUGCAAUACAUGAACAUAAUACAGAUGAGAGGUUCAGGAGAUCAAAUUUGAGAAAAUAUUAUGACGUGGAAGCGUGGUACAGCUGUGAUACUAGCAAGCUCCCUGACUGGCUGGCGUCCAAGUUUGUUCAGAGCAAUUUGGACCAGAGGACAAAGGCUUUCCUUGAUGACUGCUACGAGAAAUCUGGUUGGAUGCUGACCCAAAUGUGGCAUAGCCUAGCCAAGUCAGCUCUUUCAUUCUUCAUGUCAACUACCUCAGUGAAUGGGUUGUUGAAGAGAGGGUCCAUGUUCGUGUUCUCCAGAGACCAAAUCCAGCAUCUCCUUGGGGUUACAGCUGACUGGAAAGCAGAAAAGGUCAUUGACCUUGGGGCAGGUGAUGGGGAGGUCACAAAGGAAGUAGAUUUCAUGUUCAAAGAGGUUUAUGCCACAGAGGCAUCAUGGACCAUGCAAUGGAGGCUGUCCCAACAAGGCUGCAAAGUUCUUCCCAUUGAUGGGUGGAGUUUAGAGAAGAGUGGGCAUGCAUAUGAUGUGAUAAGCUGUUUGAACCUACUUGAUAGAUGUGAUCAGCCUCUGUUACUACUCAAGGAAAUGAAAGAAUCACUUUCAUCAUCGGGUGUAGUCAUCAUGGCAGUGGUAUUGCCAUUCAAGCAGUUUGUAGAGCAUGGUUCAAACCAGAACAAGCCUUCUGAAGUGAUCGAGGUCCAAGGAGAGACUUGGGAGGAACAGGUCCAGCAUCUAGUCCAGGAGGUGAUCCAGCCUGCAGGAUUCCAAGUCCGAAGCUUCUCCAGGGUACCUUACCUCUGUGAGGGGGAUGCCACCGAACCCUUCUACCACCUGAAUGAUGCACUCUUUGUUCUAGAGAGGGGUCAAGAUGCUCUAGACGGUCAAAGAGAGCUGGAAAGAGAAGCUGUUCCAAGCAGUAGCUUAAGUAUAGAAUCAGAAAGAUGAUGAAUAUCACACGAGUCUGAAGAAAACAGUACUUUUUAAAUAACAGUAUUUUUGUUUGUGUGCUCAAUGGGAUCAAUUGGAAUGGAUGCAAGAAUCAGUACCUGUGCAGAGAUUGGACAACUUGAUCUACAAGCGACAAGUCUACUAAACCCAUUUGGUCUACUAUUAAACUGGUCUAAUUGCUGUUUUAUUUGCACGACACUUGGUCUUAUACCCACUCAGUCUAAUUCUCAUUAGUUUAAUUUCCACUUCACCUUUUUAUUGAUUUUUUGUUGUUGCUUUGUCAAAUUGAAAUUUGGUUCAUGAACAGUUCAUCUAGCCAUAUAUACACAAAGUGGAUCUUAGAUGAAAUGUGUCUAGCCUCACAUGAAAUUAUACCAAAUGGUUAAUGGGCUAAAUGCCAAGUAGACCAAAUGGUUGAGAUGAGGCAAACUGGUUGUAGACAAAGAAGGAUUAGACCUGGGACAGUGGGUCCCGUAACACAAAACUUAGCAAUGAUCGUAGAUCAUUUUUCUACGAUGGAUUCCAUUGACUACAAUGUACAAUCAAUCGUGAAAAUCAAGCGUGCGAUCAAUCGCUAACCUUUGUGUUACGGGACCCAGGUUGGAUGAGACCUAAUGGAAAGUACAAUAAGCAGUUGCAGACCAAGUAGCAAUAUACCCUCCAAAGUGCCUAAAUCCUUGUCAUUGUAAUAUACUGUAUGUAUAAACAAACUUGAUUUAUUUCACAACUGAAAUAUCAAAAUUCAUAAUAGUGAGUAGCCUAUGAAAUGACUUCAUCACAGCUGCGUAGAACACACAGCCCAACAGGUAAUCUGCCAGUCUGUGAACCAACUAUUGUUGUGCAUCAGGGCUGGUUUACAGUUCAAUACUUCAGCCAGAAUUUGAAGUGUUUUAUUUAGGAUCUUACCUAAAGUCUAUCUUUAGUUUUGGUAACCCCCCCCCCCCUCCUCAAAGUGCAUGCCACUAUUUCAUUUCAUGAUUUGAUAUUAAAGGGGAAGUUCACCCUGACAAAAAGUUUAUUGUAAAAAUAGCAGAAAAAUUAAUAAAAAAUAUUGUUAAAUGUUUUAGAAAAAUCCAUCGAAGAAUUAAAUAGUUAUUGGAAUUUUAAUUAUUUGAUAUGAGCGGCAUUCCUACAUAGCGAAUGGUAAAAAAUAGAUGAAGCGUCACUUUCUCAGAAAAUUGAAAAUGGUUUUUACUGCACCUUUUGUAUAUCAACCUGACCAUGAAAAGGAAACAAAAAUAAGUCAUCAGGAACCAUUCAAAACAUGAAAUUCAUGCAUUUUAUAUUACAUAACAUAUGGGGCAGCUGCUCAUUUAUGACGUCACAAAUCCAAAACUUAAAAUUCUGAUAACUUUCUUUAUAUUUCCUCAAACCUUCACCAAUAUUUUUGUUUAUUUCUUCUGCUAUUUUUACAACAAACUUUUUUUAAGGGUGAACUUCCCCUUUAAUGCAUGUGCCAAUAACGGUUGUGUGUAGGAUAUAAAGUAAAAAUAUGUUUCAUACCAAUUUUAGAUCGAAAUUCAAACAGGCUUUGCCACCUGAAUACCCCUGCCCCCUCCUGUGGAGGAGCCGUGGUGUAGUGGUUCUGACACUCGCCUUGUCUGGCGUCCUUUGGCAAGGCGUUAAUCCACACUUUGCCACUCUCGACCCAGGUGCUAAAUGGGUACCCGGUAGGAUGUGAAAGUCAUUGCAGCUUGUCCAGUACUGUGUGUGCCCCACUGGCAACUGACUGGAAUACUCCCCAGGGAGUGGAGGAUGUGCAUCCAUUGUGUGCGGGAAUGACUGAUUGAAUCAAUGACCGGGGUAGUAAUGUAACUGUAAAGCGCUUAGACACGUCGUUCCAAUGCUAUAUGAAAUCGGAUUAUUAUUAUUAUUACUCCUGCAUCCUUGCAUGCCAUAACAAUUUUUUUUUCCUGAUGUGUACUCUGUUACUUAUACUUCAUCUGUAUGUUAUAAAAGGAAGAGAAGCUUAUGGAAAAUUGAAAUAAGCACAGGCGUAAAUUCAAGCAGUGAACCUAUGUUCAAGGGGGGGGGGGAUGAUCUAUUGUGUCAUCCCACCCCCCCCCCACUUGAAUAGUAUGACAUGGAUUUAUGCCAAUGGAAACAAGGGACAUCAGAGCAGCCAAAACAUGAAGUUUUGCUGUAGCUGUUGAAACGAGCUUGUGGGUUCUUGAAGUGACGGGAUGGGAUUAGUUGCAAUUAUCCUCGCAGGAUUUCUCUGCCUCACGUUUUUACAAUAUUAAAAGACAUUUAUAUUAUUCUAAACAUGUAUGUGUUGACAAUUUUUAGAGUUGAUUUCUUUGAAUAGAAUGUCCCAGUUGUAAAUGAAUUUACAACUGCUGUCAGUAAUUCAGCCCUCUUGAUAAGUUUCAUUUUGUGUUUAACAUACACAAGUGUUUGACUUAUCCAUGUCAUAUGUCGAGUUUUCAUUUCAAACUUAUAUUUUCUAUAAAUAAAAUGUGCAAUAAAUUUGCUUCCA
Lytechinus pictus (painted urchin) is the source of this 3679-nucleotide messenger RNA. Its product is annotated as protein-L-histidine N-pros-methyltransferase-like. The transcript is spliced from 5 exons. The coding region runs from base 217 to 1197 and encodes 326 amino acids. NCBI's taxonomy places the organism in Eukaryota, Metazoa, Echinodermata, Echinoidea, Temnopleuroida, Toxopneustidae. The record is from RefSeq and is a predicted model, not a curated record. Gene Ontology annotation, molecular function: protein-L-histidine N-pros-methyltransferase activity.